Messenger RNA from Cercopithifilaria johnstoni, 1017 nucleotides. The record is from the annotation of a GenBank genome assembly. Lineage: Eukaryota; Metazoa; Nematoda; Chromadorea; Rhabditida; Onchocercidae.
AUGGAAAAGAAACAUAAGCAACCUUGCGAUGAUGAUACGACCGAGUCAAUGAAUGCAAGCAGUAGCUCUAGUCUUAGAUCGUCUUUUCAUUCUGAACGUUCAGCCGAAGUCAAACCGAAACGUGUUAGGUUCGAGUCUGAUGUCCUAAAGACAGACCUGGAAACGAAGUAUCUAUGCUUGUUUCCGGACCAAUUCUUCAUCUUCUGGAAGCAUAUCGAGAUGUUAGCGGGGAAAGAUGGCGAUCCAUGUGGUGUUUAUGGAAAUUUAAAGUCUUUUCGACUUUGCGGAGUAUUCGAUUACCUUGGUGGACAUUUCAAAGAUGAGAAUACGGAUAAAUAUUUGUUACACGACAGAUUCGCUACCGACUUACCUGAAAUGCAAACGCUGGCGGUUUACGAUGAUGGUCGAUUCGUCUAUUGGAGAGAUGAACCUAAUACUGAAAAACCGCUUAUUGUUCAUGUGGACAACGCUGAACAUUUUCCAAAAUGCGUUAUCGUUGGUGCUACUGAUCCUUUCUACAUGGUUGCACAUCUGGUUGGGAAAACUUUGCCAGUUAAAUACAGAAGCCUUUUUUCCAAAGAUUGGAUUGAACACUAUAGAACGUUCAUUGCCGAUGUGAGAACGAUUGUUAAAUCACGCAAGAAGGAAACCGUUGGUCUACCAUUUCAUGGUAUCGGAAUAUACGUUAAGCUUGUUAACAAUGUUGGAUAUAGACCAUUAAAUGAAAAGACAGGAAAACUAAAAGAAUUGAUAACUUCGGUAGCUACCACAAGCGAUGAAGCUAUAAAGCAGAAAAAACUGGAGAAAAUAAUGGAAAUCGUUAGCGCUGUUCAGUUUGCAAAUGACGAGAAGGAUUUUGGAAUGGGUUUAGAAUUUGGACACGAUAUUUUUUGGUCUAAUCAUGAUUUCUUCGACAAGAUGGCAGUAAAACUCUUGGCAACGGCUUACAUGUUGCUAAAUCGUGGAGCAUUUGCUCACAUCCUAAAGGUACAUAUGCCAUUUCGUCGACGCAUUUAA